Molecule: messenger RNA, 567 nt
Organism: Guyanagaster necrorhizus
Lineage: Eukaryota; Fungi; Basidiomycota; Agaricomycetes; Agaricales; Physalacriaceae
Product: copper/zinc binding superoxide dismutase
Exons: 4
Coding region: 1-567 (188 amino acids)
Biological process (GO): superoxide metabolic process
Molecular function (GO): copper ion binding
Source: RefSeq, a predicted model, not a curated record
AUGUUCAAGUAUUUGUUACUCGCACUUGCAAUCUCCCUCCCCGUCUUUUCUAAGGCUUUGGAUGAUUCCUGCCCGUGUGCCUUAGCCCGGGCUGUCGCCGUCUUAAAAGGACCAUCUAUAGUAACUGGAACUGUCAUAUUCACCCAAUGCGCAUGCGACAAGGACGGCUCCGAGCCAGUUCAUGUGGAGGGGCGUAUCCAAGGCCUCACUCCUAAUGCACUGCGAGGGUUCCAUGUCCACCAAUAUGGGAACCUCACAGAUGGCUGCACGUCUGCAGGAGAACAUUGGAAUCCCUUCAACGCCACGCAUGGAGGUCUCAAGGCUCCCAUAAAUAAGAGACACGCAGGCGACCUCGGAAAUAUUGAGUCUAAUGGAAACGGUGUAGCGGUUUUCGACAUAGCUAAUGAUCUCAUGACACUCAAAGGACCACUGAGCAUCGUUGGCCGUACCAUUGUCGUUCAUGCGGGUACGGAUGACUUGGGCAAAGGCAAUGCUACGUCGCUUAUAAAUGGCAAUUCGGGUGCCAGAUCCGCAUGCGGGGUCAUUGCUAUUGGUACAAAGGAUUGA